This is a messenger RNA of Danaus plexippus (monarch butterfly), 1144 nucleotides long. RefSeq names its product 3-oxoacyl-[acyl-carrier-protein] reductase FabG-like. The coding region runs from base 140 to 976 and encodes 278 amino acids. The record is from RefSeq and is a predicted model, not a curated record. Gene Ontology annotation, molecular function: oxidoreductase activity, acting on the CH-OH group of donors, NAD or NADP as acceptor. Lineage: Eukaryota; Metazoa; Arthropoda; Insecta; Lepidoptera; Nymphalidae. Gene Ontology annotation, cellular component: cytoplasm. The transcript has 5 exons.
AAUCAAGUCUUAUAUGUUCAUUAUCUUCUCUCAUAAUCGUCAAAGCAUAUCUUUGUUAUUACACCUCUGAUAUACAUAUAUAUAAAUAUUCAAAUAAAUUGAAAACUUCAGUGUUAACUUGGGAGCUACAUAAACAACCAUGUUUAAUUUGUCAGAUAAAGUUGCAAUUGUGACGGGAGGAGCUAAUGGUAUUGGAGCUGAAAUUGUAAAGGAAUUCCUCAAUGAAGGUGUAAAGUAUGUAGCUAUAUUGGAUAUAAACGAUGAAGCGGGAAAAGCACUUGAAAAAGAACUGGCUGUAAAACAUGGUGAAGGAAAAGGAAAAUUUUUUAUUUGUGAUGUAACCAAUGAUGAACAACUGUUUGGUAUUUUUGAUGAAGUCAUGAAAGAAUUCGGAGCUAUAGACGUGAUUGUUAAUAAUGCUGGAAUUGCUCGUGAUACGUUAGAACUUUAUAAGAAAGAAAUUGAAAUCAACUUUACGGCUACAGUAACAUCCACUUUGAAGGCUGUUGAGCUGAUGCGAGUAGAUAAAGGAGGGAGAGGUGGUACAGUUAUAAACAUAUCAUCAGUAGCUGGCAUAACACAACUUUCACCAUCCGUAUUUGUGUAUGGGGCAACUAAGAGCGCCGUUUUACAUUUUAGCUGUUGUAUAGGAAAAGAGGCUUACUAUCGCUACACUAAUGUGCGAGUAAUAACGAUGUGUUUUGGUUUAACUGACACCGAAAUCGUGACGAAUAUGAACAGUUUUGAUGACAUCGUCAACGAAAGAAUUGAACAAUUAGUUGGUCUUCAUCACCAUCAAAAAAUUCUACAAAGCUCUAAUAUCGCUGCCAAGGGCGUGGUGCAAGCAUAUAAUACAGGCAGCAGUGGAAGCACUUGGCUUGUCGAUAACAGUAAAAUAAUAGAUAUUACAGAGAAUGUAGAUGAAAGUUAUAAAAUUAUGUCAAAGAAAACUGUGUUAUCUGAAAUAUUGUCAUAAGAUUUUAGUUUCACACCUUAAAUAACUUGUUGCAUUUGUUAUCUAUGUAGAUUACCCAAUUCAGUGCUGUUAAACGAUUAUAAGACAUCAAAUACAACAUCAUCCUGUUAUGUACAUAUACAAUGUUGUUACAUUGAUAAAUCACUAUUAAAAUGUCCUAUUAUUUUA